AUGCCUGGCAAUUCGGAGACGGAGGAUAUCAGACGCGAUGACGGGGCACUGCUCCAACAACAACAGCAGCAGCACAGCGCGAUACCUGACGCCGACGCGCCAGUCCAGCCACUGGAGUCGCCGGUAUCACUGGCGAUGGGAGCAAAGCGUCCCGAGAGUCACAGUCUUAGUAGAACCCCUGACGGAGAUAAUAUUCUUCCUCUCAGUGGCACUGAAAGUAGAUCUGCCACUCCGUCGUCGACCGGCAUUGUCGACUUUCCAGACCCUUUCUACAAGGGCCACGUGGAAGUUGAAGACGUCUAA
Messenger RNA from Colletotrichum graminicola M1.001, 303 nucleotides. RefSeq lists its product as uncharacterized. The transcript is spliced from 2 exons. The record is from RefSeq and is a predicted model, not a curated record. Lineage: Eukaryota; Fungi; Ascomycota; Sordariomycetes; Glomerellales; Glomerellaceae. The coding region runs from base 1 to 303 and encodes 100 amino acids.